AUGUAUGUGAGAACAGUGUCACCCAACCCUGGCAACUUUCCCUAUGACCCCCGUCUUGUAGGCAAGUCUAUUACCCAAAUAAAGAGGAUCCUGGGAGGCCUCAAGUGCCUGAUUGAGCCCCCUCAAAAACUGAAGCUUGAUGAGCUUACGAAGUUUGCUACAGAGCAUUUGCAGGCCGGUACGUGUUUUCUGAUCCAUGAGUUUGGAAUACUAGCUGAAAUUAUACCAUUAACAUUAGAACCAGACUCCGAUUUGAGCUCUGAGCUUUCUUCCCUGCCCAAGAGUGGAUCCAAAGACGGGGACAAUGAGGCAGCAAAUAAUGUCCCGCGAACGCGCACCGGCGGUGGUGGACCAAUUCCAACCAAACCUUUGCAAACACCAAGGGGUUGUUACAAUCUCAAAGGCAUGAGGACGCCAGGGUUGAGCAGUACCAGCGGCCCACAAACGCGCUCCAGUAGUGGUGUCAAGACUCCAGGCAAAGCCAAGUCUCCCGUUGUUCCGGCUUCAAACACAACUCCCACCAAUCACCCAGCUCCCAGAACAACAAAGCCCCGCGUUGCAGUCCCAUCGGAUCCGGUAAGCAAGCAAACACCGGCUAAACAACCCCGGCCCAAUGUGAACAAAAGUCUGAAAAUCUGGCGCCCAGGGAUGCCACUUGUCUUUCAAGAUGGACCCGGUAAACGGACAACAAAUACCACACAUCAGGCUAACGGUAAGAUUGGAUUUCCCACUGCCCCUUACCCACCACCAAACACGCAAGCGCUGACCACAAGAAAGGUUUUAAUCAUAGACAUACCCGUGGACCGCUGUCAAUCGGAACCCUUAACCCCAUCCAGGCCUCAAGAUCAAUCACCAGGCCCAUUUACGUCCAGACCAGACUCCGGCAGAACCAGUCCAAUUCGGAUUGACAUCAUGUCCUGUGGAAUUCCCACCGGCGCAGCCCCUCUUGUCAUGAAACCCGAGGACAUGCAGAUUUUAACCACAAUUGAUUUCUCACAGCCAUUGCUGGACGAUGCAAACUCUGGUAUGCCUGAUAUUGCCCCGGCCAUCUACAUGGAUGCGCCUUUGGACGACAAUAAUUUGCCCAUUCCGGACGCUGUCUCAAGCUUGUGUAUGACUAAUAUUGCCCCAGACAUCUACUCUGAUGCGCCGUUGGACGUGUGCAACAUCCCAAUUCCGCACUCGGUCUUACAAUUUACAACACCAUCACCAUUGCCAAAAAAGAAAGAACAGAUAGGCCCAUCACAAACGCCUUGUACCAAGUCUACAAAUGAGGACCCCUCAUCCAUUCAGGAUAAUCAUCAUUGCAAAUCUGACCGCGACAACACCAUCAACAAAGCCUGUGUGCCCAUGGAUGUGGACACCGAUUAUCACCAGGCCCCCAUUGAUCAAGAACUUGGGCUGCGUGCCAUUGAUGAUAUCUUCCAAUGGCUUGACAAGGACAUCAAAGAGGAGAAAUUGCAACUUCAGUCCCCCCCCCCUAAGGCCACACAACAACCUGCGCCACUUGCCCAACAACCAGAGACUCACCUUCCGUCAACGCCCCCAACGUGCAAUUUUGGAUCAGCCAGCUUUGAGUUUUGGGUCCCAGCGUACACUCGCCAGGAUUAUUGGAAGCUAGCCGGUUGCUCCAUUUCAGAGCCAAAAAAUGCUCACAGGACUGACAAGCCCAAUGCCUGCCCCUUCUAUCUCCCUAAGAUUGAGAACGUCUCAUUCCCUGAGAUCGCCCCUCCUCUUCGACUCCCAACCGCUGUUGAGCAGGACGCCUCGUCUCCCCCCUCACUCCCAAAGGCCAAGGAGGAUGCCUCCAACGGCACCACCCCCCUGGCUCUCCCUCAGCUCCCAGAAGCUGGCCUGGAGUACCCAGCGGCCGGCGAUGAAGCCGCCUCAGACCCUGUGACCGCGCCUGCCAUCCCAAAGGAGAACACUGCAGACCCAGAGACCAACCUGGCCCUUUCUGAGCUUCCAGGAGCUGACCCAGAGAUCCCAACCGCCGUUGAGCAGGACCCCUUGUGCCCCCCCUCACUCCCAAAGGCUGAGGAGGACGCCUCCGACAGCACCGACCCCCCGGCUCUCUCUCAGCUCCCAGAAGCUGGCCUGGAGGACCCAACGGCUGGCGAUGAAGCCGCCUCAGACCCCAUGACCGCGCCUGCCAUCCCAAAGGAGAACGCUGCAGACCCAGAGACCAACCCGGCCCUUCCUGAGCUUUCAGAAGCUGACCCAGAGAUCCCGACUGCCCUCAAGCAGGACGCCUUGGCCCCCCCCUCACUCCCAAAGGCCGAGGAGGAAGGCUCCAACCCCGCUUUCCCGACUGGAAACCUGACCCUGGAGAAUUUUCAAUCACUCUCCACCAAGGUGAUGGAAUCAGAAUCUGGUGAGUAA
Molecule: messenger RNA, 2382 nt
Organism: Puccinia triticina
Lineage: Eukaryota; Fungi; Basidiomycota; Pucciniomycetes; Pucciniales; Pucciniaceae
Exons: 2
Coding region: 1-2382 (793 amino acids)
Source: RefSeq, a predicted model, not a curated record